Hibiscus syriacus is the source of this 441-nucleotide messenger RNA. RefSeq names its product peptidyl-prolyl cis-trans isomerase CYP40-like. The transcript is spliced from 3 exons. Gene Ontology annotation, biological process: protein peptidyl-prolyl isomerization. NCBI's taxonomy places the organism in Eukaryota, Viridiplantae, Streptophyta, Magnoliopsida, Malvales, Malvaceae. Bases 1 to 441 code for a protein of 146 amino acids. The record is from RefSeq and is a predicted model, not a curated record. Gene Ontology annotation, molecular function: peptidyl-prolyl cis-trans isomerase activity.
AUGUCAACCCUAAAGAAUAACCUCAAAACCCGCGGUAUUGUCAUUGUCACUCUCAUAGUUUUAGAGAGAGGAGGAAAAAUAGUGAACCCAAAGUGUUAUUUGGACAUAAGUAUAGGAGGAGAAGUAGAAGGAAGGCUAAUAGUGGAGUUAUACAAGGAUGUUGUCCCUAAAACUGCUGAAAAUUUCAGGGUUUUGUGUACUGGCGAGAAUGGCAUUGGUCCCGACACUUCCGCUCCCCUGCAUUAUAAGAUUCCAUGCGAAUGGUAUGACGAAUACAUAAUGAUUUUACAGGGUGUUCGAUUUCACCGAGUUAUCAGGGGUUCUAUGAUGCAAGGUGGGGAUAUAUCAGCUGGUGAUGGAACUGGGGGAGAAUCCAUUUAUGGCUUGAAAUUCGAGGAUGAGAACUUCGAGUUAAAACAUGAACGGAAAGGGAUGUUAUAA